This is a messenger RNA of Plectropomus leopardus (leopard coralgrouper), 652 nucleotides long. It is a transcript of the gene pop5, whose product is annotated as POP5 homolog, ribonuclease P/MRP subunit. The record is from RefSeq and is a predicted model, not a curated record. Gene Ontology annotation, biological process: tRNA 5'-leader removal. NCBI's taxonomy places the organism in Eukaryota, Metazoa, Chordata, Actinopteri, Perciformes, Serranidae. Gene Ontology annotation, cellular component: ribonuclease P complex. Gene Ontology annotation, molecular function: ribonuclease P RNA binding.
UUGACGGAAGUGCCCACGGAAGAAGAGAAGAGAUGGUGCGCGUGAAGUCCAGGUAUUUAGUGUGCGAAAUCAACGUGUCAGAGCGGAGCCGCCUGCUGCUGCUGAAGGACCGGGCGGUGGCGGCGGCGGUGAGGGCAGCGGUGGCCCGCAUGCACGGGGAAUACGGAGCUGCUCUCUGCAGCAUCAGGUUCUCUGUGAAAUAUCUGAAUGUUGACACUGGAAUAGUCCUCCUGCGUUUCCCUAAAAGCUGUUAUAAACUCCUCUGGUCUGCAUUGCCUUUCAUCACCGGGAUUGAAACUCGUGGGCAGAAAAUCCCAUGUUUUCUGAACUGUUUGCAUGUGGGGGGAACAAUCAGAACAUGCCAGAAGUUUCUGGUGCGAUACAACACCCAGCAGCUUUGUCGAAUGCUCCCUAAAUGUAAAAACGAAGAAGACAAACGACAAGUUCAGAUAGAAAUCCUGAACUGCUCUCUAACAGGAGGAAACAAGGACGCAUUUAAGGAUGAACCUAAGAGUGAGGAGGAUGAAGACGAGUGACUUCACAGCAUGCAGUAGAAGGCGGCGGACUGUUUUUGUUACAGGACUGUUCGAUAGAAGAUAUGAAACAUUUGAAGAAAUGCAUAUCCAACUCUGUGGAAACAGUUUACUGGAGC